Molecule: messenger RNA, 315 nt
Organism: Plasmodium gonderi
Lineage: Eukaryota; Apicomplexa; Aconoidasida; Haemosporida; Plasmodiidae
Product: thioredoxin 1
Exons: 2
Coding region: 1-315 (104 amino acids)
Molecular function (GO): protein-disulfide reductase activity
Source: RefSeq, a predicted model, not a curated record
AUGGUUAAAAUUGUUGGGAGUCAAGCAGAUUUCGAAGCAAUCAUUUCCCAGAAUGAAUUAGUCAUCGUAGACUUUUUUGCCGAAUGGUGUGGGCCCUGUAAAAGAAUAGCACCAUUUUAUGAAGAGUGCUCAAAGAAAUAUACCAAGAUGGUUUUCAUAAAAGUUGAUGUUGAUGAAGUGUCCGAGGUUACGGAGAAGGAAAAUAUAACAUCCAUGCCAACCUUUAAGGUUUACAAAAAUGGAAAUGCUGUGGAUACAUUAUUAGGAGCUAAUGACACAGCGUUGAAGCAGCUCAUUGAGAAACAUGCAUCCUAA